Messenger RNA from Eleginops maclovinus (Patagonian blennie), 2704 nucleotides. Its product is annotated as E3 SUMO-protein ligase ZBED1-like. The coding region runs from base 678 to 2174 and encodes 498 amino acids. Gene Ontology annotation, molecular function: DNA binding; protein dimerization activity. The record is from RefSeq and is a predicted model, not a curated record. Lineage: Eukaryota; Metazoa; Chordata; Actinopteri; Perciformes; Eleginopidae. Gene Ontology annotation, biological process: regulation of transcription by RNA polymerase II. Gene Ontology annotation, cellular component: nucleus. The transcript is spliced from 7 exons.
GCUUUUUCCUUCACCGCUGUCAUCACUACUAAGAACAAUGCGCGGUUUACUAUUUAACGCCUGGAAAAGAUGUAACUGUUUUCUUUUCAUGACCGACGAGCUUACUUCUGCGUUUGAGUGUUUUGAAUGAAUGAUUUCUAUGAAUGAAUGGAACGUAGCAUUUUUUUUAUGUCAUGAGUAGGGAUGGGAAUCGAGAACCGGUUCCUGUUGAGAACCGGUUCCUUAUGUUUCAAUUCCAUGGAACCGUUUGGCAGCUCGUUAAACGAUUCUCUUAUAGAUUCCAGACCGCACGGUUUAUGUAACGUUAUUUACGCAGCAAGGUACACACGAAUGAUUCAGUAAGCCCGGCUUGACGUGGCGUAGUUGCUUGGUUACGCAGGUGACGCUCGUGAUACUUUUUACAAGUCUGAAAUGGCACCCCUAAGGUUAAAACGGUCCAAAGUGUGGCUUCAUUUCACAUUACAUAAGGAUGGCAACAGGGCGUUUUGCAACCACUGCAAAUUGUUGAUAACAUCGGCGGGAGGGAAUACUUCAAAUAUGCAUAAACAUCUGCGCACACAACACGGGAUAAACUUUAACGAGUGUCGCGUUUUUGAUGCCCUUCGGAGUGACAGCAGCCAAGCUUCUACGACCACCGUGACCUUGGGGGCUAACACCGAAGGCAACUCUGGUGGGAGAUGACAAAGGUUCUCAAUCCAAAAUACAAAGCCCCCAGCAGGGAAAGCUUAACCAACCACUUAAUCCCUGCUUGGUAUGGUGUGGAAAAGGGAAAUGUGAUCUCUGAACUGAAAACAGUGUCAAAGGCAGCUAUCACGGCUGAUGGGUGGACAAGCUUUUGUCAGGAUCAUUAUCUCACGGUUACUCUGCACUACGUGAGCAAUGGCCAGGUAAAGGAAAAGGUCCUAAAAACCAAAGCCGUGUACCAAUCUCAGACAGGCUCAGCUGUAGCAGAGGAGAUUGAUUACAUUUUAGAAGAAUAUGGUGUACGGGAAAAGGUUGUGGCAGCAACUGUAGACAAUGCAGCGAACAUGGAUGUAGCCAUCAAACAGCUGCAAAUUGUCAAAUUUCCAUGCUUCGCUCAUACGCUGAACCUGGGAGCGCAAAAGCUGUACAACUGCACUGCCAUAUCCAAUUGGGCAGCACGAGUUCGAGCAGUUGUUGUCUGGAUGAAGAGGUCCCACAUGGCAAAAGUUGUUCUUAAAGAGAAACAAGACUUGCUCAAGCUGCCCAAGCACAUGCUCCUCCUGGAUGUAAGGACCAGAUGGAAUUCCCUCUAUUUGAUGAUGGAGAGAUUCACCGAGCAGUUCCCUGCUAUCCAGGCUGCAGCCAUAGAUCCACGCAUAAGAAGGCCCAUGGAGAAGGAAAGGUUGGACAGAAUAGGCAACGAGGACUUAAGGAAAGCAGAGGAGUUUGUGCAUCUCAUGCGGAAGCAUUACACCUCCACACUGACCGUCUCCAGCGACAAAAGUGCAACCUGCGGUGAGAUUUUGCCCAUCUUGCAGAAGCUGGAGCAACAGUACACUGUGCAGGAAGGUGACUCUGCGUUCACAAGGAGCAUCAAGGAGAACAUUUGGAAGGAUCUCUCCAAACGCUACCAGGGAACUGACAUUCAGAGAUUCCUGGAGGAAGCCACCAUCUUGGACCCCAGAUUUAAAUACAAAGUGAAAAGUGAUGCAGUCUGGGACAGGAUCAGGGAAGCUGCAAUAACAGCAAAUACAGUGGCAGCAAGAGAUGAGCUCCCAGGGGAAGGAGAGACACAGAGGGAAGGCUGCGAAGAUGGGGAGGAGGAAGAAGUAGAGGAACACUAUGCACUGCCACCACCAUCAAAAAAGACAGCCUUGGAAGAACUAUUCGAGGAGGAGGACAACGAGCUGCAGUCAAUCCGUGAAUCACAGCCCCGUCUUUCCCUGGCUCAGAAGGUGGAUCAGGAAAUCCAGUUCUACAAAAGCCUGCCCUCCAUCCCCUGCAGGGAUAGCGCCGCACUGUGGUGGUGGAACAAGCAGGAUACGCUGCCCUUGCUAUCUGGACUGGCUGAAAACUACCUCUGUGUGCAGGCUUCCUCCACCCCAUCUGAGAGGGUGUUCUCCACGGCUGGAGACACCAUAAGCCCCGAAAGAUCCCGUAUCCUUCCAGAAAAAGCAGAUAUGCUCAUAUUUCUGCAAAAGAACUGUUAAUUUUCCCUACUACUACUUGAGUGCACACACACACACACUCACACUCACACUCACACUCACACUCACACUCACACUCACACACACACACACACACACACACACACACACACACACACACACACACACACACACACACACACACACACACACACACACUGUGCUUGUGAUUACAUUGUUCUUGUAAUUACAUGAUUCAGUAUUUGUUAUUUGUUGUUAUUUGUUACAUUUUCUUGUACAGAAAAGCAGAUAUGUUCAUCUGCAAAAGAACUGUUAAUUUUUUUUACACACACACACACACACACACACACACACACACACACACACACACACACACACACACACACACACACACACACACACACACACACACACACACACUUGUUAUUAGAGAUUAAUAAGUAACUGUCACAAUAGAAUAUUUUUCAUUAAAACAAAGAUAAAUGUUACAUCAAACUGUUUAUUCUCCUUUUUCCCCCAAAUUGGAAUCGAUAAGAGAAUCGAUAAGGAAUUGAAUCGUUUCACAGAAUCGA